AUGGAGAAGUAUACAGUGAGUAGUGACUCCAGCGAUGAGGAACAAAGAUAUUCAUCUUCAUCUAAAGAAUGGUCCAAAUCAUCUGACCAUGCUGAUGAAAUUGUUGAAGUCAAUGGGUUUCAGGUUCUUGAUUCUCAGUUAACCCAAGUAAUGGCAAUAUUUGAAAAACAUCCAGACAUGGCAUCAGAUUUCAAUUUAGAGAAUCAACAGCUUAGAAAUGCAUACAUGGGUGUUCUUCUCAACUUAAUUAUAACACUGUGCCAGCCUCCUACGGAUCUCACAAUGGACGAUCUAAACAAAGCAGACCGUACGAUUUUGGAUCUAACAAAAGCAGGCUUAAAGUUGCAUUGGUUGCGUCAGAAACUGGACGAAGCUUUCCAGAAGGAGGAGAAACAGCGGGAGAUUAAGGCACAAAUCAGAUCACUUGAAGAGAAAGUCAAGAAGCGGAAGCUGUCUUUGUCAGAUAUAGAAUCUGAUCUGAAGAAACAGAAACCUGCAGCUUUGGCUGCUGAAACUCCAUUUGAUUUCAGCGAUAUUGUUUGA
Eruca vesicaria subsp. sativa (arugula) is the source of this 543-nucleotide messenger RNA. The record is from the annotation of a GenBank genome assembly. NCBI's taxonomy places the organism in Eukaryota, Viridiplantae, Streptophyta, Magnoliopsida, Brassicales, Brassicaceae.